Dermacentor albipictus is the source of this 507-nucleotide messenger RNA. The record is from RefSeq and is a predicted model, not a curated record. Lineage: Eukaryota; Metazoa; Arthropoda; Arachnida; Ixodida; Ixodidae.
CAACGUGCAGCCGACAAUACACGCCAGUUACAGGACAUCGAAAGAACAGCCAUGGCUGAAGACAGCAGCAACGAAUGCACGCCUCUUGACUUAAGCAUGAAGGACAAAACAACACCAAGUACAAGCCGUGACGGUACCCAGGAGGCUUCAUCUACUUUGGGCGCAUACACAACGAUUUCUGAUGACACCUUGCAGCGCAUGCCGAUGACCGACGAGACUUGCAACGUCGACGAUGCCGACACAGAUACUGACAAUGGCACUACAAGUUGCCUGGCCCUGGGGUCCACCAGGAACAUCGAUAACGUAAGGCCCAGCAGAAGCCGCGCUGGCAUGGAGGAAGCAUCAGCCAGUUUUGAAGACGGCGCCACAUGGGUUUUACGAUUUCAUUCGAGUUGCCCAAGUGCCUGCCGUUUUACUGGCUCUCUCAUCCUUGGCACAGACUGCGCAUGCGCGAUCAUUCAGCAAAGUUCUGUCUCAGAAAGACGCUAGUGCUCCGGAGCGUCGUCA